GAAGUGGUUGCCGGAGACACAGUGGAGACAUUGGGUGUUUGAGGUCAUCAUGAAGGUGAAGAGUUUUACCAUUUCCUCAAGGUCAUCACUGAAAGGAGGCUCCUUGUUCUGGGGCAGCGGGCAGAAGGAGCACCAGGCUGGGCUACCGGAAGGCUGCGUUUGACAUCAGCCACUUUGCAGAGGUGCCGGUCUGUGUCAUUGCACACCCUGAGUUCCAGAGAGUGGACACUGAUGCAUUCUCACCAUAGCCUCAAGAGCUGCUGCUACAGCUGGAGAAAGCCAUGGCUGCCACUGUAGACCUCAGUACCCUUGGAGGAUGGCUGCCAGGGUGAACCUUCCUGCCCGAGACUCUCCACCUGCCCCCAUGGCCUGAUGAUCAACUACAUAGUGGACAGACUGGAGGAAAGGAUUAACACCUCUGACAAGACGUUGCUCUUCUUGGGCGGGCCUGCAAUGAAAUGUAUGGCCACCUUCCAGAACAUCGACAUAUCCCAAGAGGAGGAUCAUGCCAGAAACAUUCUCCUUCAUGUCUUUGCUGUAGACAUCAACAACCACGCAUCAACGACCCAAGGAGGUGCAUGUGUGACCACUCUCUGUGAUCAGGGAGUUGGUGCUGUUGCCGAUGUACAAGAGAAUAAAGGAUUGCCUGCAGUUCAGAGGCUCUCAAAACACCUUCCAAAAAUCAGCUAUGCUGUUUUGUGGUACCUGUUGAGGUCCCUACCCGUGAUGUUUCAACACUUCUCAUUUAAUCCAAAGACAACUUUGAAGUCACUGUUGUGUGUUAUUCCAAGCAUGCUUUCCCGUCAGCAACCCACUUUCAAGAUACCAACACUGGAAGAGAAUCAGAAGAUUUCUGUUAUACAUUGUCUGAUGAAAAAUUGCCUGUGGGUACGUAGAGAUGACACCACUGUAUUCCGGACGGAGCACCCCCAGGUGUUUCCCAGCAGCUUUGGAGCGAGCCUCAAUUUCAACAUCUCUGAGGAGAGUGCCAUACAUCUUGACAACAGCUUGGAACCUCACAUGAAACUGACUCAAAAGCAGCAGCCGGCUAAAACAUGGCUAUUUCAGCAUGUAUUAGGAAAAAGCCACAAUGAGAUGGCAUCAGCCGUUGCCCUGCGCACAUCCCAGCAAAAACCACUUUUUGGAUCUCUUUUGCAAGACGUGUGUGAGAAUGAUGAGCUGCCACAAGCAAUUCUGGAGAUGCUCUUCAUGAUUGAUCAAAAGGGUCCUGCCACAAAGACCAUCUUCAGUCAGUGUGCCAACUGGGAAGACUGUCAAGCCCUAAAGGAGAAGUUAAACUCUAGAGAGCAGGUCAACUGGGAAACCACAUGCCCUAUUUUGGUAGCAACCGUCUUGAAGGAUUUGCUUCAAAACAUACCUGGAAGUAUACUUACAGCCAACUUGUAUGAAGACUUCAUUGGAGUUCUGGAGGAAGGGAAUGAGGAGGCCAAGAUAGCCAUAAUUAAGAGGUUGCUCUUGUACAAUUUGUGCUUGAUCACUGCUUCAGGAUUUUUGGAAACCACCUAACUGCAACCAAUCAAGAGAAUGCAAAACGUGGGGACAACUACCGUGGAGUUUCUGAAACAUGCAAUAAUCUAAAAACUGUGCAAAUGAAGUUUAGUGAACAGACUUCCACAUCCAACAAUUCUCCCUCAGGUUCUCACCUGAGGCCAGCUCAAAAACAGCACUCUCUUAAAAAGUGG
Molecule: messenger RNA, 1703 nt
Organism: Ochotona curzoniae (black-lipped pika)
Lineage: Eukaryota; Metazoa; Chordata; Mammalia; Lagomorpha; Ochotonidae
Exons: 12
Coding region: 373-1527 (384 amino acids)
Biological process (GO): signal transduction
Molecular function (GO): GTPase activator activity
Source: RefSeq, a predicted model, not a curated record